AUAUCACAUUAUGACAAUCAAAAUUUUAUCAAUUAUUUUGUUGACACUAAUAGUAAAUAAAUGUGUCCAUACAUUUAAAUAUAAUUAUAUAACCAAAGAUGGUCUAAUACAUUAUGAUAGUGUCAUCAAUGGGACAGUACCACCUAUGAAAGGAAUGGUAGCUUCGAUUAUAUACGAGAAUAAUGUUAACAAAACUGGAUGGGCUAACUUAGAGUUACAAACUUAUAUCAACUAUACCGAUGAUAUCCAGUCAUAUUUAGGUGGUUUUCUCGAGGGCUAUAUUACUGGCCAACUAAUUCAUUAUAAUUAUCGCAACAAUUUCGACGGCUUUUGCGAAAACAGCACUUUUUGUGAAUUACUCAAAGAGUUUAUGAAAAGUAAUUAUGAAUUCGUUGAUAGUAUGGCAGCUAAAGAAGUGAACAGCGAUUAUUGGCAUCAAAUUAAACUGAUUUACACACAGAUUAGGGGUUUACAGGAGGGCUAUAAUAAGUGGAAAAUAGAAAAUAAUAUUAAAAAUCCACCCGAAAGUCAAUAUUUGGAUGAAUUAAUGUUCAUAAAUAUUGGUUCAGAGUUGUCAAAUUUGAAACAGAUAUUACUCAAAAAAAAUAUUCGGGUCACUGACCACUGUUCGGCAAUUGUUAAACCGUUGGCCGACGGCAGCGAUCUUUAUGUGUCACACAAUACGUGGAGUACUUAUCAAACUAUGCUAAGAGUGCUCAAGAAAUAUAGUUUUGCAUUCAAUACUAUUAAAUCAAAUUUCACAAAAAGAAUAGCCGGCCAUUCGGUCUCUUUUUCGUCAAAUCCCGGAUCUGUACUCUCCGGUGAUGACUAUUAUGUACUGUCCUCUGGACUGGUAGUUCAAGAGACCACAAAUCAAAAUUAUAAUAUGUCUUUAUUGGCUAAUAUACGAGCAAAUAAUUCAAUCUUAGAGUUUGCACGCAAUGUUGUGGCCAAUCGAUUGGCUAAUUCGGGCAAAGAGUGGACAGAUUUAUUUAGUCCAUAUAAUAGCGGUACAUAUAAUAACCAAUUUAUGAUAGUUGACUAUAAACUAUGGAAAAAGGGUACCAAAGUAGCAGAUUUACCCAAUAAUUUGCUUUGGAUUAUUGAACAGUUCCCAUCAUUAAUGGAAGCUCAAGAUGUGACACCUGUGCUGAGAGCACAGGGAUAUUGGGGAUCGUAUAAUGUGCCAUAUUUUAAGGAUUUAUAUAAUAUAUCUGGCAAUGCUGAUAUGGCCCGAAAAUUUGGACCAUUUUAUAGUUACACUGAGACGGCUCGGGCUAUGAUAUUCCGUCGAAACCACUCAGAGAUUGUCGAUAUGAAGACAUUGUAUGCAUUUAUGCGAUAUAAUGAUUUCAAAAACGAUCCGUUAUCUCAAUGCAGUCACUAUAACCAGACCUGUAGUCCUCCAUAUUCAUCUGCUCUGACCAUUGCUGCCCGCAAUGAUCUAAAUGAUAUCAAAGGAAAGUAUCCGUUUUCUUGGUGGGGUCACUAUGGAGAGGGUGCCACCGAUGCUAAGAUGACCAACUCUUCAAUGGUUUUGAAUUUGGAAAUGUUGGCCGUGUGUGGGCCCACCACUGAACAACAACCACCGUUUCAAUGGUCUAAAAGUGAUUUAGAUCUUAAACAUUACGGACAUCCAGAUAUAUUUAACUUUAAGCCUAUUUAUGCAAAAUGGGAUCCAAUGAGAUAUCAAUUGGCAGAUGAUAUUUGA
Molecule: messenger RNA, 1711 nt
Organism: Oppia nitens
Lineage: Eukaryota; Metazoa; Arthropoda; Arachnida; Sarcoptiformes; Oppiidae
Product: putative phospholipase B-like 2
Exons: 2
Coding region: 11-1711 (566 amino acids)
Biological process (GO): phospholipid catabolic process
Cellular component (GO): extracellular region
Molecular function (GO): glycerophospholipase activity
Source: RefSeq, a predicted model, not a curated record